Lactuca saligna is the source of this 1123-nucleotide messenger RNA. NCBI's taxonomy places the organism in Eukaryota, Viridiplantae, Streptophyta, Magnoliopsida, Asterales, Asteraceae. The record is from the annotation of a GenBank genome assembly.
CCGGAUUUUGUGUUAAGCUGCUGACCAGUCUACCAGAGUAGCAGAGAGCACUCUGUGGCGGCGGGAGUCCGAUAUACCGGAUUUUAUUACAGCAACUUGAAAAGUCUGAUUUGAUCCAAUUGCAAAACAACAACAAAAAAUGGAAGAUAAGAGUCUGAAAGAGGAGAAGAAAUAUGCUGCUGAUAUCGACUCCAUAACCAAAGCACAUGCACGCAUCAAGCCAUAUGUUCACAAAACUCCUGUCCUAUCUUCUGAAACCCUUAAUUCCAUUGCUGGAAAAAGUUUAUUUUUCAAGUGUGAAUGCUUUCAGAAGGGUGGAGCAUUUAAAUUCAGAGGUGCAUCGAACACUGUGUUUUCUCUUGAAGACGAACAAGCUGCGAAAGGAGUUGCAACUCACAGCAGUGGUAAUCAUGCUGCAGCACUGGCUUUGGCUGCAAAAAUGAGGGGAAUUCCUGCGUAUAUUGUUAUACCAAAAAAUGCUCCGAAAUGCAAAGUUGAAAAUGUGAGACGUUAUGGAGGGCAGAUUAUAUGGUGUGAGCCUACCAUGCAAUCUAGAGAGGAAACUGCAAACAAAGUCUUAAAUGAGACAGGUGCUGUUCUUGUUCAUCCAUAUAACGACCCUCGUACCAUAAGUGGCCAGGGUACAUUGUCACUUGAGUUUCUUGAUCAGGUCCCACAACUCGACACCCUAAUAGUUCCAAUAAGCGGUGGUGGUUUGAUAUCUGGGAUCACAAUUGGAGCCAAGUCCAUGAAUCCAGGUAUACGGGUCAUAGCUGCUGAGCCUAAAGGAGCUGAUGAUGCUGCACAAUCAAAAGCAUCUGGUCAGAUCAUCACCUUGGCUCAGACCAACACCAUUGCUGAUGGGCUUCGAGCUUCACUUGGAUCUCUCACUUGGCCCAUUGUGCGGGAUCUUGUUGAUGACAUUAUAACUGUUGAAGAUAAAGAGAUUGUGGAUGCUAUGAAAUUAUGUUAUGAAAUACUUAAGGUUGCAAUUGAGCCCAGUGGUGCUAUAGGCCUUGCUGCUGUUCUCUCAGAUAGUUUCAAGCAAAAUCCUGCUUUCAAGGAUUCCCGUAAUAUUGGGAUUGUGCUUUCGGGAGAUGGGUUGAUAUUCUGGCAAAAAUAA